Molecule: messenger RNA, 1428 nt
Organism: Helianthus annuus (common sunflower)
Lineage: Eukaryota; Viridiplantae; Streptophyta; Magnoliopsida; Asterales; Asteraceae
Product: 60S ribosomal protein L3-1
Exons: 5
Coding region: 142-1311 (389 amino acids)
Biological process (GO): ribosomal large subunit assembly; translation
Cellular component (GO): cytosolic large ribosomal subunit; ribosome
Molecular function (GO): RNA binding; structural constituent of ribosome
Source: RefSeq, a predicted model, not a curated record
AAUAGUGAAGGGGCCAUUUAUGUAAGUGGGAAAGUAAAUAGGGCGGGCGUUCCAUCAGUUAUAUAAGUGUAAGACCUAGGGUUUUGUUUCGUUACUCUCCGGCCGCCGCACACCAAACUUGAGGUAAGAAGAAGAAGAAGAAUGUCGCACAGGAAGUUUGAGCAUCCAAGACACGGUUCUCUUGGCUUUCUUCCCAGGAAGCGUGCCGCUCGCCACAGAGGAAAAGUGAAAGCUUUCCCUAAAGAUGACCCAAGCAAACCAUGCAAGCUUACAGCUUUCUUGGGCUACAAGGCUGGAAUGACCCACAUUGUCAGAGAGGUCGAGAAACCCGGAUCAAAGCUUCACAAGAAAGAGACAUGUGAGGCUGUGACCAUCAUCGAGACUCCACCCAUGGUGGUUGUCGGUCUUGUUGCUUACGUCAAGACUCCCCGUGGUCUGCGAUCUUUGAACACUGUUUGGGCUCAACAUCUCAGUGAAGAUGUCAAAAGAAGGUUUUACAAGAACUGGUGCAAGUCCAAGAAGAAGGCAUUCACCAAAUACUCCAAAAAGUUUGAAUCUGACGAGGGGAAGAAAGAUAUUCAAUCCCAGUUGGAGAAAAUGAAGAAGUAUGCAACUGUUAUCCGAGUCUUGGCUCACACACAGAUAAGGAAAAUGAAGGGUUUGAAGCAGAAGAAAGCACAUCUUAUGGAGAUCCAAGUGAACGGUGGUACUGUUGCCCAGAAAGUUGACUUUGCCUACGGUUUCUUUGAGAAGCAAAUUCCGAUUGAUGCUGUGUUCCAGAAGGAUGAAAUGAUUGACAUCAUUGGUGUGACCAAGGGUAAAGGUUAUGAAGGUGUUGUGACUCGUUGGGGUGUGACCAGACUGCCUCGCAAGACUCACAGGGGUCUGCGUAAGGUGGCUUGUAUCGGAGCCUGGCAUCCUGCUAGAGUUUCCUUCACUGUAGCCAGGGCUGGUCAGAACGGUUACCACCACCGUACGGAAAUGAACAAAAAGAUUUACAAGCUUGGAAAGACUGGACAGGAGUCCCACACCGCUCUCACUGAGUUUGACAGGACGGAGAAGGACAUCACUCCAAUGGGUGGCUUCCCGCAUUAUGGUGUGGUGAAGGAUGACUAUUUGUUGAUCAAAGGUUGCUGUGUUGGACCAAAGAAGAGGGUGGUUACUCUUCGCCAGUCGUUGCUUGCACAGACAUCUCGGUUGGCUCUUGAGGAGAUUAAACUCAAGUUUAUUGACACAUCAUCCAAGUUUGGUCAUGGUCGCUUCCAGACCGCAGAGGAGAAACUCAAGUUCUACAACCGCCAGAAGGCAUGAUGAGAAUGUGUUUCAAGUUUUGUUUGUUUCCUUCUUUUUAAGACAUUUGAGUUUGGUGUUAAAUCUCAUUCAUGAUCUUGAUUUUAUAACGUUUAGCAUAAUGUGUUUUAUUUUCCA